UAAAAAAAGCAACACCGAAUGAUAACACCGAUCAUUCGAUAUUCGUCUGUUUUGUGGCAUAAUUACCGUGUGGAUUGUAAACUAUACCGAAGAUAGUACGUUAAGAAUAUUUUGUAAACGUUAUUAAUUGCGUGUGCCGAUAGGAAAAUGUUGAAUGCACUAGGAGUGAUUGUUUCCGGCCGUCUGGUCCAAACAGAUUUCCAACCGAUUAGUGAGUCACAUUUCCUAAUUACCAUUCCGGAUGCGGAUAAUGUGAACCAUGUGGUGGUAUUCCUGACCGGAACCAUUCCUUUCCCUGAUGGUAUGGCCGGCGGAGUUUAUUUCAGUUGGCCUGAUCCGAAUGCACCACCGAACUGGCAACUACUUGGGUACAUUUCCAACACAAAACCAUCGGCAAUCUUUAAAAUAUCACAGCUGAAAAAGUUGGACGAAAUUACGGGUCAAACUACGAUGAUGAACAAUGUGUUUGGCAGUAAUCUUCCCAUCUCACACACUGCGCAAAUCGGUGUGUCUAUCGAGCCGGAAAGCUCGCUGGUACAGCAAACCCCUUCGACGACAACAUCGAGCACCUACUACCAGUUCGGUCAGAAGAUACUGGAGAACUUUUUCAACUUUGUCAGCAGCUUCUCGGUAACGCAAAGCCAAAUGACACCGGCCCCGAACGAAACGUUUGUCCCACUGUCGACGUUACAAACGUGGUACACCAACUUCGAGCGAAGGUUGCAGCAAAAUCCAAACUUUUGGAAAAAUUAGAACCGUUGCAAUCCAACGAGACAGCGUUGCGUUCUAUAUGGGCCUUACGGAGAAUUCGCUUCGUGCUCUUUUGGAGUCACAAGUACCAAUGAAGAAAAACGAACUGGUUUUAAUCAUCUUAGUUAUAAAAUUUUUGUUUUUGUAACCGUUCAAUACUGCAUCAUUAAAUGCUAAGGCUUUGGUGGUUUGUUUUCAGUAUAUGUCUGUUAUAUUUAUGAUUUUUUGUUUAAUUUUAGCAUUUUCUUGAGAAGCAACAUUACUUCUGUGGCAUCAAGUCUUCACCUACUCGCUCGAUCUCGUCGAGGAUGUACUGCAUGGUUUCGGGCGUCGGUCGCGGGUGGCAGGUUACAACCAUGCGGAAGAAAUUACC
Molecule: messenger RNA, 1123 nt
Organism: Anopheles moucheti
Lineage: Eukaryota; Metazoa; Arthropoda; Insecta; Diptera; Culicidae
Product: protein OPI10 homolog
Exons: 4
Coding region: 148-753 (201 amino acids)
Biological process (GO): protein import into nucleus
Cellular component (GO): cytosol; nucleus
Molecular function (GO): nuclear import signal receptor activity; Hsp70 protein binding
Source: RefSeq, a predicted model, not a curated record